Molecule: messenger RNA, 426 nt
Organism: Trypanosoma conorhini
Lineage: Eukaryota; Euglenozoa; Kinetoplastea; Trypanosomatida; Trypanosomatidae
Product: glycerol uptake protein
Exons: 1
Coding region: 1-426 (141 amino acids)
Source: RefSeq, a predicted model, not a curated record
AUGUGUGUCCUGACCAUGUUCGUACUGGAGCUUUCUGUUGGUUUUAUAUGGUCCUCCCCACGAUGUGCCCGGUUGCGUUGUUCUAGGUACCAGCGUCUUAUUCGCUCUUUUGGUGGGUUAUUUACUGUUUUUGGCUUAAUUGUCGCAAAUCUAAUUGGAUUCUCUUCUGGGGCGAAUGCGGUGAAUGGGCGCCCGAUGGAUCGAGUCACCACCGAAGAUUUGUGGUCGGUUGGUCCCGUGUUUGUCUUGACGCUGUUUUUGUUUUUGUACUGUGCGGCGGCGUUGUGCGCUGGAAGGUCAAUGGGAGUUCCGGCGACUGUGGGGGCCCCAACGACUGCCGUUUUUGUGAGCGGCUGGCGAGGACCGGUUAUUAUAAAACACUUUUUGAAUUCAUUUGCUUGUUUCCUCCGUGUAAGUGGCUCAUAA